Messenger RNA from Ricinus communis (castor bean), 916 nucleotides. RefSeq lists its product as uncharacterized. The transcript is spliced from 2 exons. The record is from RefSeq and is a predicted model, not a curated record. The coding region runs from base 152 to 604 and encodes 150 amino acids. Lineage: Eukaryota; Viridiplantae; Streptophyta; Magnoliopsida; Malpighiales; Euphorbiaceae.
ACAACAAAACCUUGCAGUUCCCGAUCGAUAACAAAAUCGCUAUCUCUAGGGUUUUCCCAGGAGAAAAAAAACAACAACAACAACAACAGAAAUCAAAUCAAACCCUGAAACAAAUAACGUAGCUUUCGUUAUCCAACAAAAUCAAGAAUCAAUGGCAACAAAUCAGCAACAAGCAGCAAAAACUAACAACAACAAAAUAGAGAAGAGAAAGCCAGUUUUUGUCAAAGUGGAUCAGCUAAAGCCAGGAACAAAUGGCCACACACUGAUCGCAAAGGUUUUAGCUUCAGAUACAGUUUUGCACAAGGGACGAGCCACUGCUUCUUCUAAUCGUCUCCGCAAUACCCGCAUCGCUGAAUGUCUUAUCGGUGAUGAGACCGGCACUAUCCUCUUCACCGCCCGUAAUGAUCAAGUUGACUUGAUGAAACCUGAGACCACUGUAAUUCUGCGGAAUGCAAAGAUUGACAUGUUCAAAGGUUCCAUGAGGCUAGCUGUUGACAAAUGGGGCCGCAUUGAGGUCACUGAACCUGCCAAAUUUGCUGUAAAAGAGGAUAAUAAUCUGUCUCUGGUCGAGUAUGAAUUGGUGACUGUGGCUGCUGAAGAGUGAUGGAAAUAUAGUAGCAGUCGGAUACCUAUAUACUGGUUUAUGAAUUCAGAAGCCUGAUGGUUGUUUCUACUCUUCCUUCCUAUGGCAUGGGUGCUAUUGCGAUAUAAUUUUGAUGAUAGUUGUAUUUGGUAUACGGAUGUCCCUAAAAUUGGUCAGUCCCCUCGUUUUAACUUUGUUAACAUCUAUUAGGAUUAUUAACGGCAUUUAAAUGCGUGAAGAGAUUGUCACUUGUUGAUGAAUUGGUGGAAACUGAACUUGGAAUUAAAAUAUUGGUGUUAAUAGUAAAAGUCCCAUUAUCUGAGUAUUCUCUUA